GGGGAAUACACGCUCGUCGUCUCCGCAUUCGAGCCCGACCAGCAGGGGAAGUUCUCGCUGCAAGUAGCAAGCAACCGUCCAUUCGAGCUCGAGCCGAUCCCGCAAGAGGGCGCGGGGAUGUACACCAAGACCGUGCGGGGUACCUGGGACCAUGAAACUGCUGCCGGCGCGGCGCCUUUUAACCGCUACUUCUCGAAUCCACAGUACGAGCUGCACGUCAAAUCGCAAACCCAAGUGAAGAUCCGCCUGCAGCUCGCCCAGCCCUCGCCCCUCCCCGCACUCAACGUCUCCCUCUUCCGCGAGACCUCCGAGUCGUCGCCCGCGCGCGUCCUCACCUCCGGGCCCUACGCCGACGCGGUGUGCGGUGUGCUCACACCGCAGAUAACGCUCGCCCCGGGCACGUAUCUCCUGGUGCCGAGCACGUACGAGCCCGGGUGCAGGGUCCCGUUUCGCGUGAUCGUGUACAGCACGGCUGCAGGAGUGACGCUAGGGCGACGGAAGUGA
Messenger RNA from Gloeophyllum trabeum ATCC 11539, 504 nucleotides. RefSeq lists its product as uncharacterized. NCBI's taxonomy places the organism in Eukaryota, Fungi, Basidiomycota, Agaricomycetes, Gloeophyllales, Gloeophyllaceae. The record is from RefSeq and is a predicted model, not a curated record. The annotation marks the transcript as partial. The transcript is spliced from 3 exons.